Molecule: messenger RNA, 1783 nt
Organism: Gryllus bimaculatus (two-spotted cricket)
Lineage: Eukaryota; Metazoa; Arthropoda; Insecta; Orthoptera; Gryllidae
Source: the annotation of a GenBank genome assembly
AUGCUCAUUGUGCGCCGUUGGGCUCCCAGCGACGCUCGCGAGUCGCGCCCGAGCUGGAGCGCUCCGUUCGGAGCACGGCAUUGCGGGCGCAUUUGGAGGCGUUGGGAUGAAGAGCUACGACCAAUGCGACUAACAACCAUUUACCUGUUCCCUACAAAAGUAGAACCGUACAUUGUGAAAUGCGUUGUGCUGAUAACAAAGCUGAGGUCGGCUAACACCCCAGAAACAAAGCAGUACCGCAAGGCGACGAAGGCGCUGCUGGUGCUGUUCCCGCUGCUGGGCAUCACCUACAUCCUCAUGAUGCAGGGCCCCAUGGAGGGCGUGGCCGGCGACGUUUUCCGCAACACGCGUGCGCUGCUCGUCGGCCUGCAGGCUUACGAUGGCACUGUUCCAAUGUUUCCUGCACAUGGAGGUGCAGAAUACCCUGCGGCAUCUCAUGAGUUACUGGUGGAAGAUAUUGUAUGUGACAGGAUUGUGUUACGUGCAAGGAUUUACGGUGGUGCUGUUUCAUUUGUAUUUUGUUGUGUGCAGGGGUUCACGGUGGCGCUGUUCUACUGCUUCCUGAACACGGAGGUGCAGAACACCCUGCGCCACCGCCUGGAGCGCUGGAGGGAGAGCCGGGCGGUGGGGGGCGAGCGCCGCAACACAGUGAGCAGCAGGGACUGGAUAUCCCGCUCGAGGACGGAGAGCAUCCGGUUGGGAGACUUGCUGUACGGCGCCAGGCCAUCCUUGGACUUCGCAGGCUCCUUCCACAAGAGGGCGUCGGCCGCGAGCCAAGUGACCGUCGCCAUGUUGCCGGAAGCAGAACAAGAGACGAACGACGGCCGUGUUGGAGAGCUCAAGGAUACACCGACAGAGGUCCCAUGUGCGCUGAUUCCGGCAGAAGCGAACGCAGUUUAGUACAGAGAGCCUAAAUUCACAGCUCUGCGCAGGACAUAUCAACUCCCCAUUGAAAAUGUGGACAAAAUGCCACAGUGUAAAGAUAGGGGUACUUGUGUAGCCGGUUGCGGCUUAAUGUAAAGUAUGUCGUCUAUAAACAAGAAAAACGUUGCAUAUUUAUGGGAAAUACAAAACGCGCGAGAAUCAGUUGAUUAUAAUGCCGUAUUAACCUGAAAGAACCACGGCUGUAUAAAGCGUAGCCCAUAAAGCCUGGCCCAAGGGACUUCUCAGUAGCGUUGGCUGCAUCUGUCUUGUAGUUCCUGAAAGAAGGUCGCAUCAUACUAUCAGCGCCUCCACCCGAUUAUAUGGAAGUUAAAAGGCUAUGGCUUUGUGAUGUUGCUUCCAAGCUAAUGUAAGCGAUGAUAACACGCAGUUCGGCAAGCGUGCUACUUUUUUGUGGAGAAAUUGAGUGACAUUCGAUGCUGUGUGUACCGCAUAAGUUCGACAAAAUCGAUCUCUCGCGAGAAAUUACGUGUAUAUGUUUGUGGAAAAUUUAUUGUUUGUAGUAUUAUUGUAUGCUUGUGGUAUUAUUAUUUGACGUUUUUUUUGUUUGUAAAGUUUAAGGCUUUCGCUAGAUAUGGUGUCAUAAACUGGAUAUUCUUCGUAAAAACGAGCAGAAAAAAUAUAAAUUGGCCUGCUGGAAAAGGAAGUGUUAAAUACUUAUAAUUGCAUCCUUGAAGAACACGUUACUUUGCAAAAUAUAUGUUUCAUAUUAUAAGAAUUACUAUAUAAAAAUGUUCGACUUCGUUGUUAAUGUUUCUAAUGGAAUAUGGUCUUAAUAUGUUUGAUGAAAUGUAAAUCUAUUUUCCUUUUGUUUAUAAACACAUUUCAUUAUUUUGAAAAA